Suillus clintonianus is the source of this 768-nucleotide messenger RNA. RefSeq lists its product as uncharacterized. The transcript is spliced from 6 exons. The record is from RefSeq and is a predicted model, not a curated record. NCBI's taxonomy places the organism in Eukaryota, Fungi, Basidiomycota, Agaricomycetes, Boletales, Suillaceae. The coding region runs from base 163 to 435 and encodes 90 amino acids.
AAGUUAAGUGCCGGAGUCUGCCAGUCUCUGGAAUGGAGCCUUAGGCGAAUGACAUGACACUUACCGGACGCGAAAAGAGGCUGACCAUUCAACCUGUUGGCUCGUUCAAGACUGCGAUUCUGAACAACCCAACUCGAGACCUUCACAACUCUCAUAUUCAUCAUGCGUUUUUUGACACUGAUCGCUAUUUUCGUUGCGCUUGCUGUAUCUGUUAGCGCUGAUGGUACAAACGAGUGCAACGAGGGCUUUGACGAAUGUGGACUGGCUUGUCGCAGAACGGGAAAUGCAAGCCACGGAAUCAGUGACGGUGCAACCACAAGAUGCGUUAAAGCUGUAGUUCAUUGGUCGAUUCAUACUUCUUGGGAAAUACAUCUAUUGCAGUCAGAAACUACUAAAACCCAUGAGUGUGCGAGUAUAAGAGCAAUUAAAGUAUGAGGCCUAGUUGGUCCAGAAGAGAGAACAAUAUGCUUUGAAUUGGUCGUAGACAUCUGAGUGCGGCAUCGACAUAUCAGUGAUCAGGGUGUCACUGUCAACGACGCGCUUCUCGCCGAAUUUUUCAAGAAGACCUGUGGUGAUCUUGCAAGCAUGACAGGACUUUGUUUGAAAAUGACAAUGUUGAAGCAAUUGAAGUAGUGUAGUGCGAGGCCGCUGAUGGAUGAGCCUGCGAUGAUGACUUCUAUGCGAUUUCUUUGAAGAUCGGGUGAUAGUAGACCUAGAGGAGGAGAAAAUAUCCUUUCGAGUUGUUGUUCCUCGCCGUAGAGUCAACUU